GCCCUCAGUCCAUGGAGCAUCCAAGCUCUGCCGACAUUCAAAUGGCUACAGACGUCCUUCCUCAUCAUCCUCACCCGCCUUCCUCAUCGUCUUCGACGUCCCCGACGCAGGCAAAUGCGCCCAACAAUGGCCUCAACGGCGUCAACAAACGCUACCGACCCGCGCCAGCGAAAACUUUCCAGUGCAGAGGCUACGGCGAUUGUCGCAUGGUCUUUAGCAGGUCUGAACACCUGGCCAGACACAUCCGUAAACACACCGGCGAACGACCCUUCACCUGCCACUGCGGCAAGCAGUUCUCCAGGCUCGACAACCUCAGGCAACACGCCCAGACCGUCCACUCCGACAAGCAGGACCAGAACGAGCGCAUGAUGCGCGAGCUCACCUCCCUCCACGCCUCCAUGGCCGCCGCCAACAAAGCGACCCAACACCGCACCAAACGCGGCGCCAACAACGCCAACGCCAACAACGCCAACGCCGCCAACGGGAACGGGAACGGCAACGCCGGCUCCGACGGCAUCCACCACCACAACACCUCCGGCUCCGAUAACGGCUCUCCGCCCCUGUCGACGACGAUCGUCAAGCAGGAAGAAGGCAUCGGCUCGAUUCCGAUGUCUAUGUCGAUUCCGCUCCAUCAGCGCCCGGGAACGAGUACCGGCUACGAGGGCAGCGGCGAUUUCGACGUCGACGGCGACGGAGACGCGCAUAUGAACGGCGGCUACUCCCACCAUCCCCACCAUAAUCAUAACCCUGUUGAUCGCUCCCGGGCGGUCAACUCUCAUUCCUUUCGUGACUCCCGUCAGUCCUUUCGUGCCCAACAAUCUACCAGCGUCGUCGACAUCAACAACAACAACAACACCCCCUCAGCUCCCCAACUUGGGCAGCACACCCAGUCCUUUCGAGUCCCAGGCGAAUUCCACCAGCACCAGCAGCAACCCUCGCCAUUCCAAUUCGGUCUCCCCGACCAAUCUCAACCACAGCAACGGCCAUCCACCUCCGGCGCCACGUCCGCCUUCGUCCGUCCCGGGACUUCAGGCGGCGGGGGUCAACGACCGGCCACUGGCUCUGGGGCUACUUCACAACCACAACUCCCGUCACUCACCACAGUCCUCGCCCACACAUCCCUCCCACCUCCACUCUCACUCUCACUCUCCUCACCCUCCACAUCCUCUCCAUCCGCAUCCGCAUCCGCAUCCUCUCCAUCCACAUUCACAUCCACAUCAUCCACAACAGCACCCUUCUCCGCACUUCACAGGGAACGCGAACGUGAACGUGAACGGGAGCGUGGGGAGUCAACAACAUCAAUAUUUCCCGUUCCCUCCGGGAUCAGCAGUCGACCAGGUUCGGGAAUCAGGCCAGGGACCGCUCCGGCGUCGGCGUCGACAGGGUUCGGGUUCGGGUUCGGGGUCGGGUUCGGUGCCGGGGGUGGGUUCGGCGGGGGUGGGACUAGCGGCGGGUGGUAUGGACCUGGGGUUGGAUUUGAGCGGGGUGGGUAUGAGCGGGGUGGGUAUGGCGGGCAUGCAGGGAAUGGAGGUGGUGGGUAUGGGUAUGGGGGUGGGGGUGGAUAUGCAGGGAAUGGACAUGGGCAUUAUGGGCUUGGGGGUGGAUUCUAUGGGCAUGGGCAUGGGCAUGGGCAGUCUGUCGGGCAUGGGCAUGGGCAUGCAGGGAAUGGAUAUGGGGGUGGAUAUGGGCAUGCAGGGAAUGGGGGUGGGGGUGGAUAUGGAAGGGAUGGAUUGGGCGCUCUACCAACAAGGACCUCAGCAGCAACAACCGCAGAGUUGGCCCCCGCAUCGUUCGCAAGAGUCGCUUUCGGAGGAGUCGAGCACGAGCACUCAGAGGGGGGACCCGAGGGAGCAGAGGGAGGAAACGAUUCACCGUUUUCGUUCCAGCCGCCGCCUAUCGCCUCCGAGUCUUCCUCCUCAACAACAGCAGGGUCGGGCGUACCCCCUUCGAACCCAAACCCAAACCCAAACCCAAACCCAAACCCUCGGAAACGACCGUUCCCGGGAGACGACGACGAGCACUACAGGCUUGCGAGGCCACACACCUCCGGGGACGUCAUCGGCGGCGGCGGCGGUGGUGGGGGGUCCUAUGCUCGGCCAACCACCUCAGGGGACGGGUAUGGUCGGCCCACCACCUCAGGCGGCGGGGACGGGGCAGAUUCAAGACCGGUCUCGAGAAGGCUCUCGGUCAUGGAGCUCUGUAAUGACACAGAUGACGAUCCCGGCGCUCGACGGAUAUUACCCGUCGGUGUCUCAGUCUCCGCCUCAUCAGCAUCUUCAGCAGGCGGCGCAGGGUCAGGGGCAGCAGUACAGUCAAGGCCUUCAACUUCAACGGGAAGGCCAGGGACGAGUGGGGGGAAUGGGAAUGGGAGGCCAGAGACGAGUGGGGCUGGGCUUGUUAGGUAUGCGGAGCAGCUCGCCCUCGGGGACCGGGAUGGGGACGAUGGGGACCGGGAUGCAGCCUCCUCCGACUCAGGCUCACCUUCAAUCUCAACAACAACAACAACAACAUCCGCAAACGCCGCGUCCGCUUCAUCCUUCGCACGCACAACCUCCUCGUCCGUCGUCUUCGGCGCCGCAUUCGCAGCACCUCUCACAGCAACAACAGCAGCAGCAGCAACAACAGCAGCAGUUCCAGCAUCCGCCGGCUCCGCCUUCUUCGGCGCCUCCGCAUCAACCACACCCACACCAGGCGCAGCACACCUCCAGCGGCCAACACAACCCCAACAACUCCAACGGCCAGCAGCAAACGCAGCAUCCGGUGAGUUAUUCGGCCGAGUUGAGGAGACAGCAGCAGGAGCAGCUUCGGCGGCAGUUAACGCAGCAGGUGCGGCGGGACGAGGGGCAGGGUUCGGGUUCGGGACAGUCUUCGCCGGUCGGGGGACAGGGACAGGGCGAUGGGCAGGACGGAGUGGGACAAGGGAUAGGGAGGGAUCAGCAUCAGCUGGGUCAGAGGGAUCGGGAUCAGCAGGGUCAGAUUCUCCAGAGAGCAGCGUCUCAGCCUCAACCGUCACGUCUCCCGUAUUUCGACAUGCAACCUCAGGUGCAACCUCAGUCGCGGGUCGAGCAGGCGUAUCAGGCUCAGCAAGUCCAUGGGCAGGCGCACGGGGGUCACCAGCAGCGGGUCCGGGCUCACCCGUAUUAUCAUCCGCAUUCUCACCACACCCAGCCGCAAGGUUCGCCGUACGAGGAGUUGGCGGGAUUCAACAUCAACAUGUCCCCGUCUCAGGUGCAGGGUCAGGCUCAGGGGCAGCAGGUGCAGCAGGUGCAGGACGGGAGUGGAAUGGCGAUCGGGAUAGGGAUGAGUAUAGACGGUUUGGGGGCGGGGAUGGUCAACAUGGGAGGCGCAAUGGGGAUGUCGGUGCCUAUGAUGGGAAUGGGAAUGGUGGGCGGAAUGGGGAUGGGAAUGGGCGGUGGGGGGAUAGGGGGGAUCGAGAUGGGCGGGAUGGGAGGGAUGGGCGGGGGGAUGGGAGGGAUGCAGGGGUCGGUCCAGGAGUCGUUGAGCUCUCUCCGAGGCAGUCCGCGGGGGUUGUUGGAAUGAGGGUUUGAGCUCUGAGAGCGCGUACGACGAGAACGCACAAGAGGGAUGGCGAUGACGCGGUUUGUCUGGGAUUUUUUUUUUUUU
This is a messenger RNA of Stereum hirsutum FP-91666 SS1, 3624 nucleotides long. RefSeq lists its product as uncharacterized. Gene Ontology annotation, molecular function: DNA-binding transcription factor activity, RNA polymerase II-specific; RNA polymerase II cis-regulatory region sequence-specific DNA binding. The coding region runs from base 12 to 3548 and encodes 1178 amino acids. Gene Ontology annotation, biological process: regulation of transcription by RNA polymerase II. NCBI's taxonomy places the organism in Eukaryota, Fungi, Basidiomycota, Agaricomycetes, Russulales, Stereaceae. The record is from RefSeq and is a predicted model, not a curated record. The transcript has 3 exons.